CUGGUUUCCCCUACGUUUGAAAUUUACGACCUCAACGAAGGAAAAGAAUCCGCGUGGGUGAUCGCGACGAGGCAACGAAACGCGAAAUUGCCACGGCAACAAAUAGAAUAUGACUAACUUCAGAAAGCAUAGUAAUUUCAUUAACCUCUUCCCUUACUUAUUUUUAUUUAAACGUACACAUCAAUUUUCAAGAUGGUUAUAUUACACGACGAAGAAUAUUACAGAAGUAGAGUACCUCAACCCGAUUUAGGAGCUCUGAAAAAUUUUCUACGGUUUGUUUGGAACAAAGAACGAAAAACCUUAUUUGAUAGAACAGCCAAAGAGUGGGGUAAUUUUAAUAUUUAACUUAUCAUCAAACAAUAUUUAAUAUUACUUUUACGCGUUGGAAUCAAAGGCCAUAGAUCUACGCUUUGUGAGAUGAACUGCAAAUUCUGACCACGUAGAUCUACCCUCUUUUGCAGUCUCAAGCAUCCAUGAACAGUAGACUUUGAAACAUCGACCCGGGCUAAAUAUAUUAAUUUUGUUAUCCUAAAUAAAUGUUCCAAACAUUGAAGAAAAUUAGGGAGAAGUUAAAAAUUCCUGAAAUAAAUAUGAAAUUUAAGCUUUGUCCACAGAUGCGUUGUAUCAAUUUAACCUCAUCCGAUUUUGUUUUGCUACCUUGAAAUUUAUUCCCCGAAAUUGUGUUAACGCGAAACACAUGUUUCAAAUUCAGGUCAAUUGGGAAUAUUUUACUUGGCUUUCUUUACUGUUCUGGGAUCAAUCUUCGCGAUACAAAUGAAGAUCAGUAUUGAUUAUGUUACCAAAUUGAAGCAACCGUUAUUUCAAUACCACGGCGUCUCUUCAAGGUCCAUUGGAAAGAGGUUCGCUAUUUUCCGUCCUCUUUGGCAAUUCGAGAAUCCAGGAAUAGUUUUCAAACCAAACAGCGUGUCGACUACAUCACCUCUAAUUUUGAUAAACAGUGCGAAUGUUAACAGCCGACCGAAGCGGUAUGUUCAAGCGUUGGAUGACUUUUUUCAAGGUAUUCAACAGGUAUCCACUAGAAAUAUGCAAAAGUUUUCAUCGUUUUCAAGGCAAUCUUUUAAAGUACCUGAUAGAACAUUUUCAAUUAAAAUAUUUCGCCAUUUACCAAUCAAAAGAUGCAAACAUGAAAUUAUUAAUAAGAUAAUAAUUAUAAUUAUUAGAUUAUUGUAUAUCAAAUGGAGAUCACUAUUUAUAUGUACACUAUUUAUUUUAGAGUACAGUAAAAAUAUGUCAAAUUAUAACUUGAAUUGUCAAGAGGGUAAAGCGAAUUAUUUCGAGAAGCCUUGUUUUUUUGAUAUAAAAAAAUUAGGAUCAUGUAGUAAAUCCCCAUAUGGAUACACAGAACCUAUGCAGCCGUGUGUCUUAAUUAAAUUCAAUAAGAGGUUCGAUUGGAUACCUGAGUGUUAUAAUAGAUCUUCGAAUUUACCCGAGACUAUGCCGGAUGGUUUGAAAAAAAUGGUGCGAGAAUCUGAUAAGUUGCACAUAUGGUUAUCGUGCGAUGGACUAAAUAAUGUCGAUAAAGAGCACAUGGGAGAAAUAGAGUAUAAUCCAAGACCUGGAUUUCCAGUCGAAUUCUUUCCAUUUACCGGACAGCCUGAUUAUUUAUCUCCCGUCGUUGCGCUACAAUUCAAGAACUUAACACCAAAUCGGUUGGUAACGAUCGACUGUAAUUUGUGGGCUUCCAAUAUCAGGCGCCAGUCUGGUUGUUCGUUAGAUUUUCAAAUAAUAAUAGCAAAUUAAUUGACACACCUAUAAAACGGAAUAAAAUCUGGUUUAAAGAAAGAAAUCUUGUUUAAGAAGCAAGCAUUGGUAUAAUCCAUUUCAAUAACCAAAGAAAAAUGAUCUUAAUAAUGUAAUACUUUUCUU
Osmia bicornis bicornis is the source of this 1887-nucleotide messenger RNA. RefSeq names its product sodium/potassium-transporting ATPase subunit beta-1-like. Gene Ontology annotation, molecular function: ATPase activator activity. The transcript is spliced from 6 exons. Gene Ontology annotation, cellular component: sodium:potassium-exchanging ATPase complex. Bases 775 to 1761 code for a protein of 328 amino acids. Lineage: Eukaryota; Metazoa; Arthropoda; Insecta; Hymenoptera; Megachilidae. Gene Ontology annotation, biological process: potassium ion import across plasma membrane; intracellular sodium ion homeostasis; intracellular potassium ion homeostasis. The record is from RefSeq and is a predicted model, not a curated record.